AUGUCUACGGACAAGGCAAACAUUAACCCUUUGAUAGCAAAGCCGAUGAAAGAUGGAUGCUUACUAUGUUUGAUUUGUAAUACUCAGGUUAAGAGCAAAGUGUGGGUAGCGCACUCGAAAGGUAGAAAGCAUCUUGAAAACAUUAAAUUACUGAAAAUGCGCCACGCAGAACAGAGUAGUAUGAUACAAACCCAAGUUCCGCAAACGUCAUUGGGAAGUGGGAAGAGGGUAGCGAAUUCAUUACAAGAGUCUUUACCACCGUCUGCAAAGAAAAAAAAAGAAGAACCUGAAGAACAACAGGCUGAAACGAGUUAUAACGGUGAAAAAACGCCGUGGCAGAAAACUAAAGAUUCUGGCGGCACCAGGAGCGAAAAACCCGUUUCGAAACAUACUAUUGCUGGUGUCCCUGAAGGGUUUUUUGAUGACGAAAUGAUAGAUAGUAGAGUUGAAGAAACGGUAGAGAAACAAGCAAAGAUGGAGGAAGAAUAUGCUGCUUUCAAGAAGGAAUUGGAAGAUGCUGAAAACGAGCAAGAGAAGGAGAACGAUGUUGAGGAAGAAACGUUUUCCUUAGAAAGGGAUGUUAGCCACAUUGAUGAACACAUCGCUGGUUGGAAGGCCUUAAAUAAGUUAGAAAUUCAUAGGGAGGAGAUCGCUGCGACGACGAAUGUAUGCAGCGAACUCACGCAGAACAGCGAGAUGUCCGAUGAAGACGAAGCUGAUUCUGACUGCAUCGAAGAUCUGUCAUGGCGCAACAAGCACUUCUUAUAA
Messenger RNA from Enterobius vermicularis (human pinworm), 768 nucleotides. The record is from the annotation of a GenBank genome assembly. NCBI's taxonomy places the organism in Eukaryota, Metazoa, Nematoda, Chromadorea, Rhabditida, Oxyuridae.